AUGACCUCGCCUCUGGCAAAAGCUAAACUCUUUACACAUAAGUAUACACAUAAGUAUGGAGAUCAAUUCCUGCUGUUCCACUUUGUCUCUCUGUGUAAAGAAGACAGUUUUGAUCAAAUAAGUUCCUUUGAAAUACAAGAGUUUAAUGAGUUCUCAGAUCACGCACCGUUAGCAUUCUCGAUUAAUAGUGGAGGACUAAAAGAUCACUUUGACCAACAAACACACGGUGAGGAUACUUGUAUACGUUGGGACAGCGAUAAGAGAGACGCUUUUCGUAGAUCUUUGAUAUCGAAACUACCCGAUUUUAAUGCUAUACUAAUUGGUCAUGAUAAUUGUGAUAAAACAUCUAUAAACAAAUGUGUUAGUGAUUUUGUAAGUCUUAUAAACAAUGUUGCUUCUCCGCUGUUCAAAACAACAGUAAAGAAACGUAAACAAACAGGCUUUGUACACAAAAAAUAUCCUGUUAAAAGGUCUCAGUGGUUUGACAACGAAUGUCAUAAUAAGAAAUUAGAAUACCUCGAAGCAUUGCAAUUGUUUAAUUGUACGAAAACAGACGAAAAUAGAAAUUAUUUUAAUCUAAAAAAGAGAGAGUACAAAACUGUUUUGAAGAGGAAGAAAAAAAUAUAUACUAAGUUGAAAAUGUCCGAAAUUGAAAACUUACGUGGAAAAAAUCCCAAAGCAUUUUGGUCGUACUUCUCAAAAAAGAAAUGCAGAAAAGGAGAAAAUAUUGAUAUAGCCGAUUUUUACGAAUAUUUUAAAGGGAUAUCUGAGGAAAUUUCAAUCUCAGGCAAUCACGACGCAGAGGAAUUUUGUAAGAGAAAUCUGAACCAUAAUGACGUCAUAUAUGAAGAGCUCGACGGGGUUAUUACGUCAGAAGAAAUCUUGAAAGCGAUUAAAUCUCUAAAACGCGGUAAAGCUGGCUCCUUAGACCACUUGAUUAAUGAAUAUUUCAUAGAAGCAGGAGAUAUUUUAAUCGGACAUAUUGUUGAUAUUUUCAAUAACAUUUUUGAUAGUGGAUAUUUUCCGGAUCAAUGGAUGGAGGGAUUGAUCAUACCAUUAUAUAAAAAAGGUGACGAAAAUCAGGUUAAUAAUUAUCGCGGUAUAACUUUAAUAAGUUGUAUAGCUAAAUUGUUUACAUCAGUGCUAAAUAACAGACUUACUUGUUGGUCCUGUAAAUAUAAUAUUAAUACGGAUGCGCAGUUUGGAUUUCGCGCGGGAUUUUCUACAACAGACGCUAUUUUUGCUCUUCAUACUUUAGUGGAAAAUAUGUUGAAUAAUGGAAAAAGACUAUAUGUGGCUAUGGUAGAUAUGAAGAAAAUCUUCGAUUCUAUUAACAGAAAUGCUUUAUGGUAUAAGCUGUAUAAUUUAGGGAUUUCUGGAAAGAUGCUCCGUAUGCUUAGAUCUAUGUAUACUGAAGUGAGGAGUAAAAUCAAACAUUGA
Messenger RNA from Ruditapes philippinarum (Manila clam), 1440 nucleotides. RefSeq lists its product as uncharacterized. Lineage: Eukaryota; Metazoa; Mollusca; Bivalvia; Venerida; Veneridae. Bases 1 to 1440 code for a protein of 479 amino acids. The transcript is spliced from 2 exons. The record is from RefSeq and is a predicted model, not a curated record.